AAAAUUCAGAACUUUAUUGUGAUAAUUUUUUAUUGUCCAAUUUUGCCCUAAGAAGCAGGCAGCAGUGCCUGUCAGAUUUACAAUUUUAAUUUCAGUAAUAGACAUUAGGGUCAUUUUGGCAAACACUUUUAAUGUCAGUUCCUUGAAUGGAAUUAUAAAUGAUUUUUAUGGGCAAAAAAAUGCAAUAAACUCAAAUCAGAUGACUAUAUAUCUUCUGGAACCCCAGCAGUGAAUAAAAAUGAUGUGAUAUUAAGAGAAAGGAGACUUUUUGAAUAGGAUAAUAACACAGAGAUGAGGUAAGAGAUUUGAAAAAGGCUGCUGCCUUAUUUUAAGGAUGAUUAUUUUUUUCAUUAGAAAGAAAUAAAAUAUUUGUAUGAGGUCUGUUGGAAUAAAUACCAUCUCUCAGCGUUCCCUUGUGGUUUCCAGGCACUCAAAAGAUUCUGAUGAAGAGUCGAUGAAGAUUCCGGUUGGCCAGGAUCUGCGGGACAGCAGAGACUCAACCAAUAAGUCACAAGCCACCAGCAGCCAGGAAGCACCUGUGCUCAUCAAUGCAGAGAAGGAAGGUGACAUCACGGAGGAAUGGGUAAGACCAGACUUCAGCAAAAGUCAGGCCCAAGCUUCUACACAGUGGGUGAGGAGGAGCUCCAGGUCCAGCUACAAGGAGGAAUUGGUGGGCACAAACUACAGAAAAACGAACGCUGCAAUGGAAAUGAGGCGAAUAAACAGAAACUCCUUCUGGGCACAAGCAGAGCAUGAAGAAAAAGAGAGAAAGGAAGAGGAGAGGAGGCGAGCAGCAGAAGAGAGAUGGCGCCUCGAAAAAGAGCGAAUUCUAAGGGAAAAAAAGGAUGCAGAAGAAAGAGACAGUAAGAUGGAGGAGAAAUUGCAAAUGAUUGAGAAGCAGAGGAGAAAACAGACAGAGAAGGAAGAAGAGAUGCACAGAAAAGAGAAAUUCAAAUGGUUGCAGCAGCAUAGGGAGCAUGAGGAAGAUAGUAUGAGGGCUUGUCUGAGGAGGAGCGAGUCCAUAGAGAAGGCUGCUGAGGCAGCAGCAUUAGUGUCCCAACGUAUGAUGAACCUGAGGGAGUUCUUCAGACAGUUGUCUUCAUCAUCAUCUCCCACCAGCCCUGGAUCCUCAUGUAGUGGAAAACCAUUAAGACGAUACCAGCGCAGCUUGACAGACACAGCUUUUAUUUACUCCAAGGCAGAGGACAGCAUAGCAUCCUCCCCCCAUUGUCCUCCACUGGUCUCCCCCUUCUCUUUGAUUCCUCCUUCACCCAUCUACUGUUCAACAACUCCCCCCAAAAGCCCUGAUUUCCAUCCUGUCACCUCUCCCCACAGACCUACAGCUCUCGCAUUACCACCAACAUCACCCCUUUGCACUGCUCCUCCACUUGUAUUCCUUCCCAGUGAUCCACAGGCUAAAGUUCGGACCCACGUUGAGCCCAAAACUCCAUCCACAGAACAGUCUGCACCUCCGGCUUCACCCAGCAUCAUGGAGUCUUUGUCCCAGGGUUUAGUAAAAGACAGCAUCUCUGAGUUACAUUCAGAAACCCUGCCUGCCUCUCCCCUGAACACCCCAAAUCAGCCGGAGCAGAUCACCUUUGACUUUGACUGUGAUUUAUGUCCAAUGGCUCCAAGUGUCCCUCUCCCUGAUAGACCACAUAUCAACACAGGCCUCACCACAGUGUGCCCUGAGCCGGUCUUAGACACUGGUUUCAAGGUUUUACCAGAGCAGCAAAUGUGCGUCCGAGCCCUGUAUGACUACCAAGCAGAGGACGAGUCUGAGAUCUCCUUUGAACCCGGUGACAUCAUCAGGGACGUGGAAACGGUGGACAACGCCUGGUGGAGGGGGUGGAGCAAAGAUGGACGCCAAGGCUUGUUCCCUGCCUAUUAUGUGGAGACCAUAUAGACCAACAGA
Molecule: messenger RNA, 1915 nt
Organism: Cynoglossus semilaevis (tongue sole)
Lineage: Eukaryota; Metazoa; Chordata; Actinopteri; Pleuronectiformes; Cynoglossidae
Product: drebrin-like protein A
Biological process (GO): neuron projection morphogenesis; positive regulation of axon extension; regulation of actin filament polymerization
Cellular component (GO): postsynaptic density; lamellipodium; dendrite
Molecular function (GO): actin filament binding
Source: RefSeq, a predicted model, not a curated record